This is a messenger RNA of Aplysia californica (California sea hare), 332 nucleotides long. RefSeq names its product neuronal PAS domain-containing protein 4. The record is from RefSeq and is a predicted model, not a curated record. NCBI's taxonomy places the organism in Eukaryota, Metazoa, Mollusca, Gastropoda, Aplysiida, Aplysiidae.
GCAUUGACCGGGUUCCUCUUGGUGACCACACGAGAGGGGAAGCUACUCUACAUCUCAGAGAACGUCACCGACUUCCUGGGCCACUCCAUGGUGGACAUGAAGACCCAGGGCGACAGCCUGUACGACAUCGUGGACAAGCGGGACCAGGACACGGUCCAGGCACAGCUCAUGGCUGCUGGCCAGCCUGACCCCUGUGACCCGGAUGACGUGUCCUUCUUCUGCCGCAUGAACAUGUCGCGCACGCUCAAACGACAGUCCGGAUUCGGGGACGUCAAGGUGAGAGGAUUUCCAAUCCAAAAUUGUUUUAAUAAAUUUUAAUAUGCCCGAUUCAA